Messenger RNA from Hypanus sabinus (Atlantic stingray), 1947 nucleotides. RefSeq names its product chromosome 3 C11orf65 homolog (gene c3h11orf65). Bases 88 to 1035 code for a protein of 315 amino acids. Lineage: Eukaryota; Metazoa; Chordata; Chondrichthyes; Myliobatiformes; Dasyatidae. The transcript is spliced from 10 exons. The record is from RefSeq and is a predicted model, not a curated record.
AUUCACCUAACUUUAAUAGAGGCCUUAUGUGGUGGAAGUUUAAUUUUAUUAACUGAUGCAAAGAAGCCAUCCACGAAUAAACGAAAAAUGAGUGAAGAAGUAGUACAAACUAACAGUGGCUGUGUUGAAGCAUUAAUGUUUGAUGGAAGUAAGAGAGAGGACAAAAGGUGCCCUAUCUACAGAAGCUCUGCCGGUGAAAUCUUUGCAACCAGGAUAAGAACGCAUGAGAUCUCUGAAGCUGAGAAGCAGCAAGCAACUCUUACAAAAUUAGAAAAUUCAGCAAGAAUAAUACAAAGAGCAUGGAGAAGAUAUAUUGACAUACAGCUGUUCAUGCAUUAUAAGAAUAUGAUUAAUUUCAGAGGGAGAGGAAACCCUCAAUGCAUGAUGAAAUGUAUUAACCCCAUUGAGGCAGAUUUCUUGGAUAGGGCUGCUGGAGUUUAUGUCCGAUUCAGACUCGGGGGAGAAACCUUUCCUCCAAAAAUCUACUACAAAAUAUUUACCCACCGUCCGAUUGUGGAUUUGUGUGCAAACAGUCCUAAAGAUUAUACUAAUCCUGCAGCCAAACAGAAAGUACCAAGGCAAGUUCAUAACCGAAAUCCUAUUCAGAAAGAUGAUCGCAGUGGAUGGUACAAACGAAUGGAGAAUAAUGACUGGAGAAGUCUUUCAGACAAGUACCUGGGAACCACAACAGAUUACAUGCAGUUUGAGCCAAACAAAAAAACAAUAGCAUUUCAUCAUUCCAUAUCCCAGAGAAGACAGGAUGUUAUGAGAAAGAAAAAGCAAAGAAAAGUUGAAUGGAUGAAAAAGAUGUACCAGGAGGGCAUGCUGCAGGCCCAGACACUGGAUCCAAAUAUGUCUAUUUUAGUGCAAAGAGCAACAGAGGGAGUAAUCAACAGUAUAGAACAAAAUGGCCCAAAUGCUGUCCUAGAUUGGGAAGUGGAUGAACUUCUUGAAUGGACCAAUGCACUGAAUUUUGAAAAAUACUUAAAAGAUUGGAUGAAAAUUGCAUGUAGCAACUCUUCUGCAGCUUACUAAGAAACGAGGUGUUGCCAGUCGAAAAAUGAACCCUGCAAUCGUCUAUUUUUAAUGAUCAAUGAUGUGCUAUGGUGGAGAAAUGUUCAACAUAACAUACCAGUUAUUCAAGAAGAAUCAAUGAGCAAUCAAGUUAACUUUUGAAUAAAGAAAGCACCUAAAAUGCAAUUAUUUUCUUGGAUGAAAACCAUGGCACCAAUGAAUUAUUUCACUACUAUAAGCACUCAUGUAUAACUUGUCAUCAAUUUACUUAUCAGCAAAUAUUCUUACUAUAAAAUGAAAUUGAAGAAUGUCUCAGCUUUAGCUCCCAGGCCUCAGUUUCAUCUGAUGUCAAGCUGCUCUAAUAGUUUCACCAAGAAUAAGGAAGCCAUCCUCACAAUUAGUUCCUCCCAACAUUAUGCUAAAGGGAAAUAAUAAAAUAAAUAAGAACAAAGAUCAAUUCAUGAAGGGCCUCUAUCAAACUGCGAGGAUUUUCACUUCCUCACUUGCUCUAAGCGCUGAAUGUUUCAGCUUACCAGUUUAAAUUCAAACAAGAUAUACUAGUAAAUAUAUUCUAUCAAAAGUGAUUGUUGCUUCCUGAUCACCUAAUUAUAGACAAUAGGUGCAGAAGUAGACCAUUCGGCCCCUCAAGUCUGCACCGCCAUUCUGAGAUCAUGGCUGAUCAUUCACUAUCAAUACCCAGUCCCUGCCUUGUCCCCAUAUCCCUUGAUUCCCCUAUCCAUCAGAUAUCUAUCCAGCUCCUUCUUGAAAGCAUCCAGAGAAUUGGCCUCCACCGUCUUCCGAGGCAGUGCAUUCCACACCUCCACAACUCUCUGGGAGAAGAAGCUCUUCCUCAACUCUGUUUUAAAUAACUGACCUCUUAUUCUCAAUCCAUGCCCUCUGGUACUGGACUCUCCCAACAUCUGGAACAUAUUU